Messenger RNA from Cladocopium goreaui, 1297 nucleotides. Lineage: Eukaryota; Dinophyceae; Suessiales; Symbiodiniaceae. The record is from the annotation of a GenBank genome assembly.
GCACUUACAGGUGAUGCUUUGAAGGCUCACGUUUUUCGAUGACUGAGCCUGCUCGUCAAACCUUCCCGGUGAAGGUCUUGCUUGGACGCUUAGAGCAAGGAGCUACAGCCCCGUGGUCCAGCUAUUUGCCUGAUCAUCUGCGUCCCAAAGGAGUCUCUGCCAAGGUGUUCGAAACAAGCGGGAGCGCAAGCUCCUCCAAGGCUAAGGCAGAAGCGAAACCGCAAAAGAAGGAAUACUCACCUGUGGGCAUCACAGUUCUUGGCCGCGUUUGGGAAUAUUCCCAGGAUGCAGCGGGAUGUCGAGAGGUUCAGCAUGCCAUCGAUGUAGCUGAUGAAGAAACACAGCUUCGCAUAGCUGCUGAACUUCAAGACCAUGUCUGGGAUGCCGCUUCCUGUCCACAUGCCAAUCAUGUACUGCAGAAAUGCAUCCUUGCAUUGCAUCCUAGACAUUCGCAGUUCAUCCUGGAUGUCCUCAUGCGUCAGCGGCUUGCUUCACAAGCAGCCAGGCAUAAGUACGCAUGUCGGAUAGUGCAGCGGCUCAUAGAGAGGUGUCCACUCGAACAGACAAUAGGACUUCUGCGAUGUCUUAUUGCUGAUGUGCUGCCGAUUUCUUGCCAUGCCUACGGCAACUAUGUGAUCCAACAUAUUCUGCAGCACAGUUCACUGCAAGGUGAGUUGUGCGCUGCUCUGGAGGAGCAUCUUGCCAACCUAAGCUCCGAUGUUUACGGCGCGGCGGUAGUGAGCUGUGCAAUGACCACUGCGACACAGGCUAGCCGCUUGUCGCUGGCAAAAGCCAUCAUGCAGGAGCCAUCUGUUCUGAUUCGCUUGGCUUGCAGCCGGCAUGGGCAUGCCGCAGCACGCGAAGUUUUGCAGGUCGUGGAAGGUCCUGACAGGACACUAGCUCUCCGAAUCCUCCAGCAUAAUCAAAAUCGACUACAGCGAUCCAGAUACGGACGUAUCGUGGCGGGAAUUCACUAGCCGAUUUGGCUGCAGUGAGGACCUGUCAGUGACAGCGUUAGUUCCUUGUGAAUUUUAUCAUGUAGUAUGACGUGGUAAAAAGUUGCUGAGUUUACUGAUCGUAGGCUGGUUGCUUUACUCACAAAGAGGGUGCAGCCGAUCGAAUCUCGAUCCAUCUGGACAGCGGAUGCAGAAAAGACUACAUUCGUUGAGCCAGAAAAGGACAUUGAACUUGCGAUGUAGGACUGUUGGACCCUCUUUCCGAGGAUGUGCUGUGGUUCCAAGAAUACUUGUCUCAUGAAUUCAUUUUGAAACGCUCUUGUGGUGUUGCAAGGUCAAAG